This is a messenger RNA of Guillardia theta CCMP2712, 3978 nucleotides long. RefSeq lists its product as hypothetical. Gene Ontology annotation, molecular function: protein binding. NCBI's taxonomy places the organism in Eukaryota, Cryptophyceae, Pyrenomonadales, Geminigeraceae. The record is from RefSeq and is a predicted model, not a curated record. The annotation marks the transcript as partial. The transcript has 6 exons.
AUGGCGCCAGUGUCUGGGAAGAUUAAAGGGGCUGCAGAAGCCCUCAAGGGAAUCCUUGAAGCAAAUGGUAUCUCCGACAAGGUUGCGCAGGAGGAACCAGAAUCUGUCAAGCAAAUCGAGAUGUUCUUGUUCAACUUCUCUAAGAUCCAAUCCCUUGAUAUCUUCACUGGGUUGACAAGCCUAUUCAUCUGCCAACAAGCCAUCUAUGAGAUUGAGUGUUUGGACGCGCUGCGUCACCUUGAAAGCCUGUGGAUAUGUGAAACGAACAUCUCAAAGAUAAAGGGCCUAGACAACAACAUAAAGCUGGAGCGCCUUUUCUUAUACUCGAAUAAGAUCAGGAAAUUGGAGAACUUGCAACACCUCACUCUGAUUCAGACUCUGUGGCUGCAGGACAACGAGAUCAGCGAAAUAGAAAACCUGGACUCUCUUUGCAACCUGAAACAGCUCUCUCUGGCGCGAAACAAAAUCCAUGAGAUCGGAUCGUCAUUAGAUAGCUGUACAAAUCUGUCAGAGCUGAAUCUUGCUGGAAAUGAGCUGUGGAGCUUCAAGGACCUUCUGAACAUUACGAGGUCGACAUCUCUCAGAAAACUAGCUUUCAACGAUCCUGAUUGGGGCGACAACCCUGUUUGCGAUCUCUGUAACUAUCAAACCUAUGUGUUCUUUCAUCUGCAGCAGCUGUCUCACAUGGACACUCUACCGAUUCCUGAAGAGGGAAAGCAGCUUGCAGAAGCAACAUACAUGAAGAAGAAGAUGUAUUACAACAUGAGGAUCAAAACACUCAAACGAAAUACCACCAAUAUCUUGAGAAAAGGACGAGAUGCCUGUUUGAACUUGAAAGAAGAAUUGAGCAAGACCUUGAUGCUGCUGAUUCGUCAACAAAAGGUUUAUUCAUACCAGGCGAUUGAGAACAAGCAAAACGAGAUCCAAGAAGCUGAAGACAUGAUGCUUAACAUGAAGACACAGGUCUGUGCGAUAUCUGAUUACAACACGAGCCGCUUGAUCGUUGAGCUUGAAACGGGUGGAAACAUUCGGCUUGAAGAUGGUAAGCCAUCAGACGUCUGGUACUCAAGUUGCGUGGAUCUGGUCAACUCUCGGUUCUUCCAACAAGAUUUUCAAUCCUACGGUGUCAGUGACCUCAGGGUCGUACGUGUGACAAGAAUUCACAACCGGUUCCUACGCAACCGGUUCGAGGAGCGGCUAGAGCAGCUUGUUGACACCUCAGACGGUUCGUACAAACGGAGUCUGGAGUAUCUCUUCUAUGGACAGGACCCCAGAUUGCCUGGAGAGAUCUUGCGAGUGGCAGAAGAAGGAUUCCGCGCUGCAGACUUCUACGGGGAGAUCGGCAUGGAGGCAGCUGUGUCGCUGUCCAACAGUCUGUCCAUUGCCGACAUCCCGCGCAUACAAGACGCUCUGAAGAAGCAGGGCAUAGCAUGCAACCCCGACGGCACCCCGAAAAUGAGAUUCGGAAUCGAGCUCGGCAACGGGCAACUGUUGAUCACCAAAGUGUUUCUUGCUCGCUGCACAGCUGAGAAGAGCUCGAGCAAGACCAACGCAGAGACAGGGCAGGACGAGCCGGAGGACGACUUGGACGCCCAGAAGCCGCUGCCUCUGAACCGCAACAGCUACCCCAAGCAUGACUCCGUGUACAGGGUGAAACCAGCUGACACGAAGCAGCGAACGUGGUUCGUGUUCGACCACUACCUCGUCCUGCCGGAAUACCUCGUGGAGUUCGAGUACGUCAUGAAGCACAAGAGCAUCCCGGACCCGCCCUUGUCCUUCAUGACGGAGCUGGUCGAGAAGGGAGUCCUCCAUCCUCAGAACGAGACUGAGGCAAGCGACAUGGGCCCCCUCGCGAGGUCUCUCAUCAAGUUCUUGUACCAGUGCAACUUGAAGAUCCAGUCGAACCGUCCAGAGGAAGACGAGUGUACAAAGAUCCUCAACUCUCCGCCCAUCAUCCCCGACAGGUCCAGCAUCACCAUGAUAUCACUUGACACCAUCAUGGUCCGUUGCGGCGCCGACCUCUCAAACGUCAAAUACCUCAACCUGCACAGCAACUCGAUCAAGAAGCUCGAGAACCUGACGGGGCUGGUCAACCUCGAGACGCUGAUCUUGAGCUUCAACGAGAUCUCCAAAAUCGAAGGACUGGAAACCUUCGUGUCCCUCAAGACGCUCGAUCUCAGUUUCAACCUGAUCCGCAGGCUGGACAACUUGAAGACGCUUUCUACUCUCACAUCCUUGGAGGUCAACAACAACCUCCUCUACCGGGCGGAGGAUCUCUCUGCCCUGCGCAAGUACACGCCCAAUCUGAUCGUCCUCAACCUCUCCAACAACGCUGUCUGCGAGCUCAAGAGCUAUCGGUUCUACGUGCUCCGCCGCCUGCUGAAGCUCGAGAUGCUCGAUGGGAGGAAAGUGUCCGAGUCUGAGCGGCAGGAGGCGCUGACCAACACAUCGUCCAUCAAGCUGAACAUGAUCAAGGAGUGCGCUUUCGUCCAGCGGAGGUCGACCUGGAGCCUUCUCCCGCAGAGCCAUCGGCUGAACCAUCGGCACCUGAGGAAACUCUCGAACCUCGAGAAGCUCGUGAACCUCAGGGUGCUGUCGGUAUGUGACAAUGAGAUCCUCUCGCUCCAGGGACUCGAGAGAUGUACUCUCCUGGAGGAGCUGCUGAUGGAGGAGAACCGGAUCUCUAAGAUAGAAUUCCUGUCAACUCUGGUGAACCUGAAGAAGCUGGACCUGGGGAAGAACAAGAUAGCGAGGAUCGAGGGCUUGGAAGGCCUGACCAACAUCGUUCAGCUGUCGCUGGAAGACAACGAGAUCGAAACUCUGAGUGGCCUCAACACUUUGACGACCCUACUGGAGUUGUACGUGGGGAACAACAAGGUGGAAGAGACGAAGCAGAUCCUGCAGCUCCGCCCUCUCCCCAAGCUUAUCAUCUUCGAUCUCUCUGGCAACCCUGUGGCGACGCGCGGAGACUAUCGGCUCUACACCAUCUUCCACCUCAAGAAGCUCAAAGUCCUGGACGGCCUCGGGGUGGAGAGCGGCGAGCAGUCGAGUGCGAACGAGACGUACAGUGGGAGGCUGUCGGAGGAGUUCCUGGUGGACAGGUUGGGGCAUAGCAGCUUCGGCCAUGUCAGCGAGCUCGACCUCGCCUCCUGCAAGAUCCGCGACACAGCCGACUGCAUCACCGGCGCCUUUUUCCCCAACCUCCGGAUCCUCAACCUGGACAACAACCUCAUCACCGACCUCACCGGCAUCGCCGACCUCAGCUCCCUCUCUGUCCUCCGCCUCAACCACAACCGGAUCGAGAACCUGCUCCCUGAGAAGCAGCGCAACGGCUCGGACGCUCCGGUGGUACCCGUCAUCGCCUUCUCCUCCCUCGAAGUCCUGCAGCUCGGCUUCAACGAGAUCCACUCUCUCGCUUCGCUCCGCCUCCUUCCUCUCUCCAACCUCAAAGUCCUCUUCGUGCAAGGCAACGACAUCUCUCGUAUCGACGGCCUCGAGAACCUCACGCAAGUUCGUGAGCUGGUGCUGGACAAGAACAAGAUCCGCCAUGUGGAGUACGGUGCUUUCUCUCCCCUGAAGAACCUGAGGGAGCUGUACAUCGAGGAGAACGGCCUCAAGUCUCUCUCCAAUUUCCUUCCCCUUCCUAAGUUACAAGUCCUCCACGUCGGCUCCAACAGGAUCUCAGAGAUGUCCGACAUUGACAAACUGUCACCUCUCCCAGCUGUUGUUGACCUGACGCUGGCAAACAAUCCAGUCGCGCGGAAGCAGCUGUACAGAGCGACGGCGAUUCAGAAGCUUCCUACGCUGAAGCUGCUUGACAACAAGGAGGUCACAGUGGAGGAGAGAGAGCGAGUGGACAUCUUGUUCACCAUCGACGCCCGAAACAACUCCAACUACCCCAGCCAGGCCGUAGCUCAGGCAGUUGCCAACCAGAGCGCUGGGAAGGUCCCAAUCAAGUUGUCUUCAGUGACUUUCGAU